GAUUAUCAUAUGGGAUGGGGAUCGCCCUUAUUGGCGAAGUGGACCUUGGAAUGGAAACAUUUUCAUGGGAACAAGAUAUCAUAAUACUGGUUAUGGUAAUAUACUCAUUAACACCGGGUCAUUCGCACAGGAGGAAGUAAGAGGGAUGCUUUCUCUGGUUUUUACAGGUGCGAAUGAGACUUUGUUGCCUCGUUAUGUAAUAAUUGAUCAAGGGAUAUUAGCUGAAAGUGGUGGGAUGAUAGCAAGAAGAACAGGGGAAUUGCGUGGCAUGCCCCGGAAAAUAUAUGUGACACCUAUGGUAUGUGUGGAGAAUUUGGAAACUGCAACCCGCAGACUAAACCUAUGUGCAGCUGCUUAAAAGGGUUUGUGCCAAAGAACGCGGAGGAAUGGAGGAGAGGAAACUGGACAAGUGGGUGUGUGAGAAGAAAGAAGCUGCAAUGUGGGGUUCAAGGGGGAAAACAAGAUGGGUUUUUGAGGUUAAAGAUGAUGAAAGUGCCAGUUAAUGCUGAUAUUGUUGAAUGGUUUGUGGGUCUGAAUCCUGAUCAGUGCAGAACAACCUGCCUGGCAAACUGCUCUUGUUUGGCUUAUACACAUGAUACUGGAACUGGAUGUAUGAGAUGGAGCGAGAACUUGAUUGACAUAGAGGACCUUUCACCUGGAGGGGUGGACCUAUUCAUUCGGCUUGAACAAUCAGAGCUAAGUACUAGUAAGAGAUAUGACUUUAGGAACAGCAGUGAUUGCCACUAUCAUAUACUUCCUGUUCAAAUGGAGAGCUCGGAAAAAGGGUAAACACACAUCGGAUAGAAAUAGAAAA
This is a messenger RNA of Chenopodium quinoa (quinoa), 814 nucleotides long. Its product is annotated as G-type lectin S-receptor-like serine/threonine-protein kinase At1g11330. NCBI's taxonomy places the organism in Eukaryota, Viridiplantae, Streptophyta, Magnoliopsida, Caryophyllales, Amaranthaceae. The coding region runs from base 301 to 789 and encodes 162 amino acids. The transcript is spliced from 2 exons. Gene Ontology annotation, biological process: recognition of pollen. The record is from RefSeq and is a predicted model, not a curated record.